GUUCAACCAGUUCAUUUCACUUAACCUGUCAAAAAUGAUGCUGCUUGCCAAGAACGCCGUGUCCGUGCGCCCUGCCGGCGUUGCCCGCCGGAGCGUGGUGGCGAAGGCCAGCACGCGCCCGAUGUGGCUGCCGGGCAGCACUGCUCCAGCGCACCUGAAGGGCGAGCUGCCCGGCGACUUCGGCUUCGACCCUCUGGGCCUGGGCGCCAACGCUGAGUCGCUGAAGUGGUUCCGCGAGUCCGAGCUGGUGCACUCCCGCUGGGCCAUGCUUGCCGUCGCCGGCAUCCUGGUCCAGGAGCUGGUGCGCCCUGACGUGUUCUGGUACACGGCGGGCAGCCAGGUCGAGUCGCCUUUUGGCCCUCUGGGCCUGCUGGCAUUCGAGUUCUUCUGCAUGCACUGGGUUGAGCUGCGCCGCUGGCAGGACCUGCGCAAGCCUGGCUCCGUGGACCAGGACCCCAUCUUCUCGCAGUUCAAGCUGCCCGCCCACGAGCCCGGCUACCCCGGCGGCGUCUUCGCCCCCUUCGUGCCCGGCAACCUGGAGGAGCUCAAGCUGAAGGAGAUCAAGAACGGCCGCCUGGCUAUGCUUGCCUUCAUUGGCUUCGUCAUGGCCGCCCAGGUCACCGGCAAGGGCCCGAUUGCUGCUCUCCAGGAGCACCUGGCUGACCCCUUCGGCACCACCAUCUUCUCCAAGGCCGCCGUGGUCCCCGGCCAGGCCGUUGCCCCGCCGUGCAAGAUCCCCACCAGCGUGUCGUACCACGGCAUCGAGAUCCCCACCCCCUGCUUCCUGCAGGGCCUGUGGCCUUGAACGUGCCCUUCUGCAUAUAACCUGCAUGGGCUAUUACACUGUACACUAGGGUUGGGGGGGUUGCCUGGGUGAGUUACCGACAGCUGAGGGAGCGCGAGUUGCUGACAAUGGUGACAGUGAUGCUUGUCCGAGAAGAAAAGACUUAUGCCCGCAUUAGGGCAGGCAGUUUUGGCUGUUGCCUGCAUGAGCGUUUUGGAUUGACUGGUCCGCACAGCGUGAGCCUUCCUGUGAUGUGUGGCAAGUGUUCCGCCCAGGCUGGCGCUAUAACGUACAUGAAGCAAAAUCUUGGCCCCGUACUAUCCAAUGUCGUGUGAAUACCCCACCUACACAAUUGGACCAGAG
Messenger RNA from Astrephomene gubernaculifera, 1147 nucleotides. Lineage: Eukaryota; Viridiplantae; Chlorophyta; Chlorophyceae; Chlamydomonadales; Astrephomenaceae. The record is from the annotation of a GenBank genome assembly.